Spodoptera litura is the source of this 2772-nucleotide messenger RNA. RefSeq names its product tRNA endonuclease ANKZF1. The record is from RefSeq and is a predicted model, not a curated record. Gene Ontology annotation, biological process: ERAD pathway. Lineage: Eukaryota; Metazoa; Arthropoda; Insecta; Lepidoptera; Noctuidae. Gene Ontology annotation, molecular function: protein binding.
UAAUACACUUUUGUAAGCACAAAAAACAACCGGAGUUCGAUUUAUUGCACAAUAUUAUUUUAUAAGUCAUUCUUCAUUGCGACCACGUUGGAGGUCGACAUGUAAACAAGGAACAGUAUUUAACUUUUAUUAUUAGUGACAAAAAAUAACCUACAAUGGCGUCUAAAUCAGAAAACGUUCGUGCUAGGAUCGUAAAGGCAUACGAAUUAGAUGAAAUUGAAAAAUUAAUCAAGGAUGCGAAAGUCGCACAUGUUAUGCUUACCGAGGCACCUCCACUGGUCGAUGAGGCAAGUGUAUUGACCCGCCUUAGUGCUCUUACUCUCCGAAGCUCUGACGGUAUUAGUUGUUCCUGUUGUGGUGUUGGUCCGUUCACCACCAGAGCACAGCAGACUGCUCAUUAUAAACACCACUGGCAUACACAUAAUCUAAAGAGGAAGCUGUUUGGACGGAAACCUAUUAGUCUUGGAGAAUAUACUGCUCGUCAAGAUGAAAGCUCAAACGUGUCAGCUAGUGAUUCUGAAGCUGACGACAACCCUGAUGCUGCAGCUACUGAGCUGUUUGCACUUGCCACUCGGCAUUGCAAGGCAUUCUACUCUAACCCCAAGGGGCAGGUGUUCUGUAUUUACCGCUGUUUGCUGCACCAUAGGAAGGAAGAGAUGUCGCACGACGGCGAGGGUCAUUUUUGGGCUCGUCGUUUGAAGGAACUCCUAAGUCCGGGCUUUGGACGCUGGGCUGUACUGAUGGUAUCAGGUGGUCAUUUCGCCGGUUGCAUCUUUACUGGAGGCAGUGACGCUAUCCAUAAGACUCUUCAUUCGUACACCACGCGAAGGGGCCAAGGUAUGGCGCAAGCAACGAGAGAUCAAUCAGGCAACGCUCCGAAGUCAGCAGGUGCAAGCUUAAGGAGAUACAACCAAGAGCAGUUCCUUGCGCACGUCCAAAAUAUUCUGGUUAGCUGGAAUGAUGACCUGAAAGGCUGUUCGCUGGUGUUCUACCGGGCUGUGGGGACAAUUAACCAGGCUGCCCUCUUCGGGAAACCAUCGCCUUUGAGGAAAGAGGACCCGAGGGUCAGGCAACUGCCCUUCCCAACUAGGAGACCUUCUUUCAAAGAGGUCAAAAGGGUGUUUCAAACUUUGGCCAGUAUUGAAGUUUAUGAAUCGUUGCAAGACUUCCAAAAAGGGCUGCUGGCUCUUAAUGGCGGUAAAAUUCCAUCGAAAACCAACUCGGAUACCAAUGUCAAAAAAUCACAAAAACAACCGGCAAAAACAUUUGACAGAGCUAAAUCUAGAGAACGCGCUCCCCGCGAGCUCCCCACCCAAGUGACGUCAAGUGAAGACGAGGGUCCUUGCUACAUCGACUCGGAGACACCAGCCGGUUGGAUCAAAACCCUAUCAGAGCAAAGCAGUAACGGCAUCAUCACGAACUCACGGAAAGACCUCCUCAACGACUGUGUGAUCACCAGCUGUGUGGACUCAGAGAGUGAGAAAGAGGUCGUAGAGAAGAAGGAAGAGCCGAGAAGAAAGAAGAAGGUUAACAAGAAACCUGAUGAUAAGGCUGUGCCUGUCAAGAAGGGACCUCCCAAGAUUCCUGCUAAUGUUAAGAAUAUGUGGAGAUCAAUUAUGGACAAGGACAGCACUAGUCUCGAUACAAUUAUUGAAGCGUUCGAGGGUGACAUUCAAGCGGCUUGCAACACCCAGGAUCCUAUUGAUGGCAACACUGCCUUGCAUAAGGCGGCCAUUGCUGCCAAACCAGAGAUGGUCACUCAGAUCCUGUCAGCGGGUGGGGACCCUUGCAUCAAGAACCACGACCUGCAGACUCCGUACGCGGCCACGCCACACGCAGACACCAGGGUCGCCUUCCGAAUGUUCCAGGCACAACAUCCCGACAAGUACAACUAUUCUAAGUCCCAAAUCCCUGGUCCAGUUACUCCAGAGCAGUUAGAACAAGAGAAAGAGAGGAAGGCACAACAGAAGAAGGCGAAACGUCAGCGCGAGAAAGAGAGGCAGGUUGAUAAGAUGAAGGGGAACGCGUUCCUACUACUCAGUGACGACCAGAAGAGAAAAGUUCCAGAGCAAGAACAAAGGUGCUUCCUAUGCGGUAGUCAGCUGCCCAAAGUACCGUUCGAGUACGACGGGUGCAAGUUCUGCCAGAUCCCCUGCCUUCACAGCCAUCGGAAGAUCAGGCCGCUAAACAAAAGCGUAGAAUAAAUUACAUUUUUAUUUAUACACAGAAGUAUACAUGACUGAGGGCUAAAUACCAGUUUAUUUUACGUUUAAAAUAAUCGUAACGAAACAGCGUUCGGUGCUUGGAUUGGCUGGUUUAUUGGAUCCGGCCAAUCAGAGCACCGAUCGCUGCGUCAUUUCGAUUACUUUAAACUUAGAACAAAUUUGUACUAAGGCACAUCGAUUUAUAAAAGUUCCAGCUUAUCAUGGCCUCUAUUCGUAUGAUCUUUUCACACAAUAGACGUUCAGUUUAUACUGGUUUUGUAUAACUUGAUGUGCACCGUCUGUAAUUAUGUAUAUUGACUAGACGACAAAUAAAUUGCGGGAGUAUUUUGAGAAUAUUUUUAUCUGAAUAAUUUUUUAUUACUUAUUAUUAUGGUUAGUGUAACUGAUCUUGACAGACCAGUUAUGAAGUUGGAUGACUCUGUCUCCUGGUGAGAUAAAUCCGGACUCUGAGUUAGUAAAUUAUUUGGUUUCCAAUGAGAACAACUUUCAUUUUAAUAUAUUCGUUAUAUAUAUACAUAUAUAUAUAUAAAACGUUGCCCCACACUAG